CUAGCAGUAGCAAUCCCAACUUUCCAAAUCACAGCAGCAUCAUUUGUCACCUGGCCUAAUGGAGCUACGCUUUACUCUCCUGCUUCUGGUUUUCUUCUUCUGCAUAGCUCAGGUCUCAUCAGAAACCAAGAUUGAAGAGCAACAAGUUCCCCAGGUGGUGAAAGGACCCAACAGAAGGCUUUUGCCAUUCGUUGAUUGUGGAGGGUUGUGCAAGGUGAGGUGCAGCUUGCACUCAAGGCAAAACGUGUGCGCAAGGGCGUGUGGAACCUGCUGCGCCAGGUGCAAAUGUGUUCCUCCAGGCACCUCGGGGAACAGAGAAAUGUGUGGGAGAUGCUAUACUGACAUGAGAACUCAUGGCAACAAGCCCAAGUGCCCUUAAUGUGCUCCAUCUAUCAGCUUCUCUGUCUGCUAAACAAAGUACAUGUCUCCCUUCCCAAGUUAAGCUUGCACUUGAGCGCUAGAAUUAAUGUAUGUAAUUUCCCUGUCUGUGGAUGUUGAUGUUCUGUUUGUUGGAUAAGAGUUGAGUCCUUGGACCUUUCUAGUUCCAUGUUAUUGCAGCUAUAAUCUGGUACUACGUGCUAAUUCAAAGCGAUCUCUCUGA
Theobroma umbraticum is the source of this 601-nucleotide messenger RNA. Its product is annotated as snakin-2-like. The record is from RefSeq and is a predicted model, not a curated record. Lineage: Eukaryota; Viridiplantae; Streptophyta; Magnoliopsida; Malvales; Malvaceae.